Molecule: messenger RNA, 615 nt
Organism: Phasianus colchicus (ring-necked pheasant)
Lineage: Eukaryota; Metazoa; Chordata; Aves; Galliformes; Phasianidae
Source: RefSeq, a predicted model, not a curated record
CUGGCGUGUUGUAGGGGCGUGGGGGGGGGGGUCACGUCGGGCUGGGAAGGGAAUCCGAGGCGUCCUCCUGGAGCUGCGGGUGCCGGGACGUGUUCCGGGGGCCCCGUGGGGCUGGGAAGGGGGUGGGGAAGCGGGGCUCUCACGAGGCCGGGGGGGCACGGGCCUGUUGUGCGGGGUAUUCCCCUGAGACUCGGGAGAAGGGGCCGGCGGUCUCCGUGCCUGAUGGGGCCGUUCUUCCCCCGACUCCCCCUCCUCCCUUUUGUUCCCCUCUCGUAGACCAUGGCCGCCCCUCUUUCCCUCACGCUGGUGCUGGGCGAGGCCUCGGAGAGCGACUCAGAGCCGGAGCCGGAGGGGGGCGCGGCCGGGACCCCCGCAGCGGGGCUGAAGGUUCCGGGGGAGGCGUCGGAGACCGAGGAGGAGGAGGAAGAGGACAGUGCGGCCCGAGUGCCGCUGCCAGGGGUGUCCCGGGGGGGCCCCUCACUGCUGCAGCAGCGGCUGGGGGCGGGCGAGGGGCGGCUGCGGGGCGCGAUGGCUGAGGCACUGGGAGGCAGUUUCGGUGGGGCUGCGCGGCUGCUGGAAGGCUUGGGGGGGCCCCUGGGCCAAGCGCAAGCUGGG